Messenger RNA from Selaginella moellendorffii, 1707 nucleotides. RefSeq names its product polyamine oxidase. The transcript is spliced from 10 exons. The record is from RefSeq and is a predicted model, not a curated record. Lineage: Eukaryota; Viridiplantae; Streptophyta; Lycopodiopsida; Selaginellales; Selaginellaceae. Bases 1 to 1629 code for a protein of 542 amino acids. Gene Ontology annotation, molecular function: oxidoreductase activity.
AUGAGGAGCUUCUCGAGCUUUUUCUUGUCUUCCUUCGUCUUCUUCUUCUUCCUCGCCUCGGUCCCUCUGGAUCGAUCGCGCUGCGUCGCUGCAGCGCGGAAGAUCGCUGCUGAGGAUGCCCUCGAUGCCAAAUACUCGUUUGACGUGAUAAUUGUUGGUGCAGGAAUGGCAGGCAUCAUGGCUGCAAACACCUUGUCCGAGGCCGGGAUUGACGACUUUGUCAUCCUUGAGGCCACGGACAGGAUCGGCGGGAGGAUGCGCGAGGCCGAUUUCGCGGGCAAGAGGAUCGAGCUGGGAGCAAACUGGGUCGAGGGUGUCAACGAGACGACGACAAACCCAAUCUGGGAGCUCGCAAACAAGCACAAGCUCCGGAUGUUCUACUCCAACUUUGACAAUCUCAGCAGCAACAUCUACACCCAAGAUGGACACUUUGCAAACAAGCUGGGCGACAUCUACAUGAAGAAGCUCGACGACAGCUCCGAGUGGAUCGAAUCGCUUGGAAUCAAGAAGAGCCAGAGCAAUAGCGCCGAUAUCUCUGUGCUCACAGCACAGCGCAUUUAUGGAAAGGUCCCCUCGACGCCAGUGGAGAUGGUCCUCGACUACUACAAUUAUGACUACGAAUUUGCUGAGCCUCCUCGAGUUACCAGCUUGAAGAACACCCAGCCAAACCCCACCUUUCACAACUUUGGCGAUAGCAAUUUCCUGGUGGCCGACCAAAGGGGAUACUCGUACCUCGUCCAAAAGUUGGCGGAAGAGUUUCUGGAUUCCAAGGAUGGAGUUAUCACCGAUCCAAGGCUCAAGCUCAACACGGUGGUGAACAAUAUACGAUACUCCAAGAAUGGUGUAACAGUUGGCACCGAAGGUGGCAAGAGCUACAAAGCCAAGUACGUGAUCGUCACAGUCAGCCUUGGGGUUCUCCAGAGCGGUCUCAUCAAGUUCAUACCACCCUUCCCGGACUGGAAGAUCGAGGCCUUGAGCGAGUUUGACAUGGCUGUCUACACGAAGAUCUUCCUCAAAUUUCCAUACAAGUUCUGGCCAUCAAACGGACCCCUCACCGAGUUCAUGCUCUACGCCGACGAGCACCGAGGAUACUAUCCAGUCUGGCAGCAUCUGGAAAACGAGUACCCGGGAGCCAACGUCAUGUUUGUCACAGUGACCGACGACGAAUCCCGGCGUAUCGAGCAGCAGCCCCGCAACGAAACCAUCGAGGAAGUCCACGAAGUUCUCAAGAACAUGUUUGGGCCGUCGGUGCCAAAGCCGAUCGAUAUCUUGGUUCCAAAGUGGUUUUCUAAUCGCUUCUUCGUUGGAUCCUUCUCAAACUGGCCCAUCGGCGUCGAGAGCUACGAGUUUGAGCGAAUCCAAGCGCCGCUCAAGGGAGCGCUCUACUUCAGCGGAGAGCACACCCACGAGCACUACAAUGGCUACGUCCACGGAGCUUACUACAGUGGUAUCGAUGCUGCGAAUCGGCUGCUGGCUUGCAAGAAAGAGGGGAAGUGCAUCGAUGAAGUGCCGCAAGCACCUCCACACAGGCGGGGCUCUAAGAAGAGGAGAAACGUGGACGAGGCUGAAAUGGAAGCAAUAAAAGAACGCGAUGCUGCGCGGCAGGCUUGGAAGAAGAGCGCUAUGUAGGCUGUAUUCUCUCCUCUUCAGCUAUAAUGGCUGGAAUUUCCACUACGUAAAUAAAGAGAUGAAAGUAAAAACAGCGUA